Molecule: messenger RNA, 813 nt
Organism: Peronospora belbahrii
Lineage: Eukaryota; Oomycota; Peronosporomycetes; Peronosporales; Peronosporaceae
Source: the annotation of a GenBank genome assembly
AUGACAAAUAGCAACGACGACGAUAAGAAUGAAGGCAUUGCGAAUGCGUGUGCAAUUUGUCUCGAAAAUAUGGAGGAAGACUUGGCAACUCUGGUGUGCGGCCACGUCUUUCAUGACACUUGUGCCACACAAGCUCUUGUAAGGCGUCCAGCUUGUCCAGUUUGUCGACGCAAAGCUAGCCGCCGGAUUCGCUUGUACUUGUCCAUUGGAGCUCGCGAGGAAGAACACGUGACUAAACUUCACCGCAAUCGAGGUGGCAGCUUGAGAGCAGAACUCUGUACAAGUCACAAUAGGACAACUCAAACGGUAUCGCAUCUUCCCGAGCGUAUGAGAGAGAUGAAGGAUGAGCUAGAUCGUGUCAAUGAGAUUCAGCGUUUGACUUCAAGCCAUUCGUUUAGACUGGAGAACAAGUUGGUGCGCCUUCGACAGCAGCAAGAGCAAACCAAACAACAGAUAGAGCAUAUUCAGCACGAUUUGGACCGGGCAAAUGCAAAACUGAAGAGAUCACAGCGAAUCGCAACCGCCAGUUAUGCCCAAUGCAAAGAGUUAAAGGAGAGAAACAUUGAGUUUGAACGCAAUGUUUGUUCGGCUGCUGAUCGGAUGCUAGCAAAGAUACGAGAAUGCCAACGUACUUGCUGUCCAAGCUGUAUAAGUCAUUGGAUCGAGAUGAAACACAUUGCACUGAAGUUUAUGACCACAAGUGUGGCCAACAACAAAACUUGCUGCCAGCGUCAUGGCCAAUUGGUAGCUAUGAACAACAUUGGCGAAAGACUGGUACAACAUCAUCAUCACGCUCAACCGAACGACGUGUAA